Messenger RNA from Scophthalmus maximus (turbot), 2233 nucleotides. RefSeq names its product platelet-activating factor acetylhydrolase, isoform Ib, gamma subunit (gene pafah1b3). The coding region runs from base 361 to 1032 and encodes 223 amino acids. The record is from RefSeq and is a predicted model, not a curated record. Lineage: Eukaryota; Metazoa; Chordata; Actinopteri; Pleuronectiformes; Scophthalmidae. The transcript is spliced from 5 exons.
GUAGUAAAAAUUACUUCCUGAAACUGAACUUGGUGCUAGCGAUAUUUUGAUAUUAUGGUAGCCUGUGUUCGUGAAUAUAUCUGAAUGUGACCGCUGCUUUCUCCCAUUUUGCACGAUCCAGGAUUGGACGUUGACAACAACCAGGGUUUGACCGUUAAUCAUCUGUUGAACCACAUCCGUCCUCUUGUUUCUGCGAGUGGGCUAGCAACCGUGGCUACCAGCAUCCAGAGAAUUAGCCAGGGAUUGUAGGUGCAGGAUACUGAUUUUACUGGUUUGUUACGGUUUAAAAAAGAAAAAAGAAAAAAAGGAGAAGAAGUUCCACAGCUCCAACGUGACUCCUUUCCUACAUAGAGACAAGUCAUGAGUGCUGAAGACCCAAAUCCAGCCGCCACACCCACUCCCUGUGAGGACAUCCAGGGAGAUGGACGAUGGAUGUCUCUGCACAACCGGUUUGUGUCCGACAGCAAAGACAAAGAACCUGAUGUCCUGUUUGUUGGAGACUCUCUUGUUCAACUCAUGCACCAGUUUGGGAUAUGGAGGCAGCUGUUCUCUCCUCUCCAUGCCCUCAACUUUGGGGUGGGUGGUGAUGCAACACAACAUGUGCUUUGGAGACUGAGCAAUGGCGAACUGGAUAACAUCAGCCCAAAGGUGGUAGUGCUGUGGGUAGGCACCAACAACCAUGGUCAAACUGCUGAACAGAUCUGUAGAGGCAUCAUGGCUAUUGUCCAAGUCAUCAAGAACAAGCUCCCACAUGCUCGCACGCUCGUACUUGGAUUACUGCCCAGAGGUAAAUUGCCAAACCCUCUGCGGGAGCGAAAUGCCAAAGUGAACGUGCUGGUGCAGGAGGCCGUAUCGACCGUCCCCCACGCCUCUUUCCUCGAUGUGAACCCCGGCUUUGUCCACUCCAAUGGUAGCAUUUCCCACCAGGACAUGUACGAUUACCUUCACCUGACUCCCCAGGGCUACCAGGCCGUGUGUGAACCCCUGCAUGCUCAUCUCAAGUCCAUGCUAGAUAAACCAGCUGAGAAUUGAGCAACCAAGGCACAAGCUUACACUACCACAGUGGUCCUCGUCCCUGUUUCCAGAGAGCAUCACGCCCAUCAGUCAAUUAUUAUGGGCUAAGAGCUGCACAAACUAUUUGUGCGAGUCCUCUCCUUGGCCAGGGUUGGUGACCACUGUUACAGGUAAUGGGACCAUUACGUUUUUGGUGUUUAUGAAACAGUCAGAAAUUAAAUGUACUGUGCUAUAGAGAGACAAAGUCCUGCGUCAAUUCCCGGUAAGCAUCUGUUCCACUCGUUUAUUUUGUUCCCAAAGUGUUUUUCAACCAAAGUUUUAUUUAAUUUCUGCCUCAUGACACAAUUGUUGAAUAUGAUGAGGGGAACUCAACAGUCAGGAUGAUGAAAUGACAAAUGAACGGAUGAUAUCUAGAAUACCUAAAUGAAUCCACAUCUCAAUCUUGAUUAUGAACAAAGUGUUUGAAAAGAUGCAGCAAAUCUUACUGUAAAAAAGACAUGCUGUAGGUCAAAACAUUCAUUGCUGCACCUUUUUUAAACAUGAAUUUACAACUGUGUGUGUUGUGCUCUCUUCGGCUCUUGUGGGUCAAUCAAAGCAGCUAGAUAUGGACAGAUACCUGCUUCUUAGAAGAAACCUUCUAUGGCAAAAUAUACAUUUCCGACUGAGGCUACUGGAACAUAGUUUAUCUGGAAAAGGACUGUGGCUCUGGUUCCAGGAUAAUGGGGUUAAAAAAAGAUCAAAAAUAAGAUGCAAGAAAUGCCCCGAUGAAGAAUUCCUGUUAAUUUGUCAUUUGGGAUUGUUGGUUACUGAGUUGAAUGAAUUCAGUUUAUUUGUCGAUAGCUUUAUUUACUCUGUUGUGAUGCCUUAUGUCUUUUGUACAUGUUAAGUUGAAUGUGUUUCAUUGCCCAUUACUGCCUAUUUGCUUUUUCAUGUAACGUUAUUUCAUUAUUGUCCUUGUACCUUUUUUUGCUCUACCCCAUUGUUAUAGCAACACACUUUGAUGUAAUUGGCUGUGUUUACGUGCAAAACAUGGAUGUAUUUGAGUAGGUUGUGAAGUCGCAUUAAUACAUCUACAGCUGCUUGUACUCCAGGCUCAGUCUUUUCUGCAACAUAAUGCCGCAUUAGCCGAUCCUAAAAGGCUUUACUUCACACUAAAAUGCUUCAGGGUGGCUAAAUGUGUAAGUGAUGGAGAAAUGCAUUAAACAUGAAGUCAAAAUGA